CUCGGUCUAUUUUGAUCCAUCCCAUCCGUGCGCAGUUCAGUCCUCGGUGACAUGAGUCGGGAACUAGAUGGGCUAUUGGACAUACUAGCCAAGAUCAAUGUCGAGAUGGGCGGGGAGGAGACCCGGGAGAAGAAGGGGAUGAAGAAGGGCGACCGGUUCGGCGAGCUUCGCGUCAAGAUCAGCGAGCGGCUGCAUGCGCUAAAGAUCAACUUGAACGACAUUUCGCAGCCCGUGUCGACAAAGAAACCCAUGCAUCCGCGUGAGAAGAUCCAGCAGCAACAGGCCAUUCGGAACGACCUCCAAGGCCUGGAGGAAGAUCUCGAGGAGUUGCGGUCUGUCUACGACGCCGAAGCCAAAAAGAAAAAGAGCAAAUUGACCAAGGAAGAGCUGCAGAUCCGCAAGGAUUUCGUCGACCAGUACACGUCCGAGCUCGAAUUCGUCAAGGAACAAGCAUCGAACGCGUACUUGAAGGCGUCUCCGGCCGGUCGGUCUCCCCAGGGAGGUGCGGCGCAUGGUUUUGACCGCGCCGCGCUGUUUGGGACGUCCACGGCGGUGUCUCCGUCGGCAGGGCAGUCGACAUUUGCCGCCGGAUUCAACGGAAACGGCAAGACGAAUGGAUGGACAGUCGGUAGUGGCGGCGGAAGUGGUGGUGGUGGAGGAGACGUGCAUCAAGAAGAAAUCACCACAGAACACCGAGAUGUCAUGCUCCAAAUCGAGCAAAAGGACCAGCACCUCGAUGGCCUGGUGGACCAAAUCGGCACGGGCGUGAUGGAGCUGGGGCAGCUGGCCCGCGGGUUGAACGAAGAACUUGUCAAGCAAAACAUCAUGCUGGAAGGCUUGGAGGAACGAAUUGACAACACGAGCAACAACGUGGAAAACUUGAACGCCAAGAUGAAGAAAACCCUCACCGAGAUGGGGCGGUCUGGCGACAAGUGCAUGAUGGACUUCAUCUGCCUCGUCAUCUUGCUUGGCAUCCUCGCGGUCGUGUACAACAUGUUCGUCAAGAAGACCCCCGCCACAAAGUAACUACUUGUAACGAACAUGCGAUCAACACUCCUGGUUGAACCUCCGAUCAACACUCCUAUAUGAU
Molecule: messenger RNA, 1090 nt
Organism: Aphanomyces astaci
Lineage: Eukaryota; Oomycota; Saprolegniomycetes; Saprolegniales; Verrucalvaceae
Exons: 5
Coding region: 52-1026 (324 amino acids)
Biological process (GO): intracellular protein transport; vesicle-mediated transport; vesicle fusion
Cellular component (GO): SNARE complex; endomembrane system; membrane
Molecular function (GO): SNARE binding; SNAP receptor activity
Source: RefSeq, a predicted model, not a curated record